Molecule: messenger RNA, 899 nt
Organism: Chlorocebus sabaeus (green monkey)
Lineage: Eukaryota; Metazoa; Chordata; Mammalia; Primates; Cercopithecidae
Gene: ALOX5AP
Product: arachidonate 5-lipoxygenase activating protein
Biological process (GO): leukotriene biosynthetic process
Cellular component (GO): membrane; nuclear envelope; endoplasmic reticulum
Molecular function (GO): glutathione transferase activity; glutathione peroxidase activity; enzyme activator activity
Source: RefSeq, a predicted model, not a curated record
UGAAAGAGUGCAAGCUCUCACUUCCCCUUCCUGUACAGGGCAGGUUGUGCGGCCGGAGCCAGAGCAGUCCUCUCUGGAGAGCCUGAAGCAAACAUGGAUCAAGAAACUGUAGGCAAUGUUGUCCUGCUGGCCAUUGUCACCCUCAUCAGCGUGAUCCAGAACGGAUUCUUUGCCCAUAAGGUGGAGCACGAAAGCAGGACCCAGAAUGGGAGGAGCUUCCAGAGGACGGGAACACUUGCCUUUGAGCGAGUCUACACUGCCAACCAGAACUGUGUAGAUGCGUACCCCACUUUCCUCGCUGUGCUCUGGUCUGCGGGGCUACUCUGCAGCCAAGUUCCUGCUGCCUUUGCUGGACUGAUGUACUUGUUGGUGAGGCAAAAGUACUUCGUCGGUUACCUAGGAGAGAGAACGCAGAGCACCCCUGGCUACAUAUUUGGGAAACGCAUCAUACUCUUCCUGUUCCUCAUGUCCGUCGCUGGCAUAUUCAACUAUUACCUCAUCUUCUUUUUCGGAAGUGACUUCGAAAACUACAUAAAGACGGUCACCACUACCAUUUCCCCUCUACUUCUCAUUCCCUAACUCUCUGCUGAAUACGGGGUUGGUGUUCUCAUGUAAUCAAUACCUACAAGUCAUCAUAAUUCAACUCUUGAAAGGAUUCUGCUCCUCUUUAGAUGGCUGUAAAUCUAUUGGCCAUCUGGGCUUCACAGCUUGAGUUAACCUUGCUUUUCCGGGAACAAAAUGAUUUCAUGUCAGCUCCGCCCCUUGAACAUGACCGUGGCCCCAAAUUUGCUACUCCCAUGCAUUUUGUUUGUUUCCUCACUUAUCCUAUUCUCUGAAGAUGUUUUGUGACCAGGUUUAUGUUUUCUUAAAAUAAAAUGCAGAGACGUGUUUUAAGCUAA